Messenger RNA from Aspergillus fumigatus Af293, 1989 nucleotides. RefSeq names its product C6 transcription factor RosA. Bases 1 to 1989 code for a protein of 662 amino acids. Lineage: Eukaryota; Fungi; Ascomycota; Eurotiomycetes; Eurotiales; Aspergillaceae. Gene Ontology annotation, cellular component: nucleus. Gene Ontology annotation, molecular function: DNA-binding transcription factor activity, RNA polymerase II-specific; transcription cis-regulatory region binding; zinc ion binding. The record is from RefSeq and is a predicted model, not a curated record. The transcript is spliced from 3 exons. Gene Ontology annotation, biological process: positive regulation of transcription by RNA polymerase II.
AUGUCUGGCGCAAGCGAGCCUCGUACGCAGUCAAAUUUCGUUUCGCGGUCGAGCAGCACCUCGAGCAAUGAAGUUCCAGAUACUGAGUCCAAGGAACAGCCCAGUGGCAAACUCUUUCGACGUUCGCGUUCCGGCUGCUACACCUGUCGCCUACGAAGAAAGAAGUGUGAUGAAUCUCAUCCUGCUUGCAAGAAUUGUACCAAUCUUUGCGUCCGUUGUGAGUACAAGCGGCCGGAUUGGUGGGCGAGCGCAGAGCAACGGCGGGUUCAGAAAGAGCGAAUCAAGGCCCGGAUCAGGCAAACGAAAGUGCUGGAGAAGCAGAACAACCUUCAAGAUUUCAUCGAUCGCCAUCUGCCACCUCGAGUCACUGUGGGAUAUGAUUUCAGUCAACCUGUGCUUGUCGACCCGUAUCAGGCAUACGACUCAUACACCAGCCAAUUUUCCGCUUCCAAUUUGAUGUCGACGGCUAAUGCUAACGAUCGACCUGAAGCUGCCUUUGCGACUGAAAACAAGACCAUUUUGAAUGGUGUGCCUACUCAGGGAUUCUAUGGCAUGCCGCAGCCUCAUGAGGCUCUGUUCAAUUCUCCUGGCUAUGAAUGGCCCCAAGAAGGCUUUCAGAGGCCGCAGCACUAUGUCUACCACAAUGUCCUGCCCCAAGUAGCUGAGUUCAAGAACGUACCUUUGUCAUCUUACCUGAGAACCUCGAACAAAGUCAGCGAGAAUGACAGAAAGCUACUCGUCCAUUUCGUCGACAAUGUUCUGCGAUUGAUCUUUCCGGUUCUUGAUAUCCACCAGCAAGGAUCAGAGCGGUCAAAGGCAAUUCUGCACUCGCUAGAGACGAACAUGUCCUAUUAUCAUUGCUGCCUGAGCGUUGCCGCAAUCCAUCUCAAAGCCAGUAAUGGCCGGAGUUCGGACAAGAUUGACCAUGACAUCAUGCGUCACCGGUAUGAGGCGGUGUCUCAACUGUGCAGAACGCUCAACAGCGACAAUGGACAUGAGCAAAUCUUAGAUGCGACACUUGCGAUGAUCGUUUUCCACGGCUCUGUGGGCUCCCUGGAAGACUAUCUCCCUGACAUUCCUUGGAACGAGCAUUUCCAAGCCGGUGCAAAUCUCGUCAACAAGCUCGAUCUCGCGGACACUGGCCCUUACACUCAACCUCCAUUCAGCAUGUCGCUCGCCUCGUGGAUUGACAUCUUGGGCGCCACGAUGCUGCGGACAACCCCGUAUUUCUCACACACCUAUCGCACAAAACACCUGAGUGGGACAUCCUCCGGGCUCCGAGAGCUGAUGGGAUGUGAUGACCGCAUCAUGUAUCUCAUCUCAGAGAUUGCUUGCCUAGACUCGUUGAAAGCAGAUGGCCUUAUCGACGAUUUGGCUCUGCGCAAUCACGUCUCCGCCCUUGGUGCGCAGCUCGAUUUCACUGAACCCGUGGACUCGACCCUGGAGAAUCCGUACUCGUCGUCAGGAAUCAUUAAUCCUGAGCAACUUACCAAAAACAUGAGCGCCGUGUUUCGGUUAGCGGCUCGCAUCUAUCUGUACAGCUUGUUGCCGGAGUUUGAUCGCAGCCACAUCAGCACAAUCAGCUUGGUCACUGCUGUCGCAGAAGUACUACGGUUUAUUCCUACCGGUCCAUAUGGGUUCGACCGCUCCUUGGUCUGGCCAUUGUUGAUUACCGGGGCAUUCUCCACCCCAUCCAGCUCAUUCCGUAACAUCCUGGCUCAAAGAGCGGAAGCUCUGGGUGUAUUAGGCGAUUUCGGCAACUUUGGUAGGAUGUAUCGCUUGCUGGAGGAGGUCUGGAGGAUCGCUGAUGACCCGAACGUGCCGACAUUCGCUGAAUCCAACAUUCUUCUGACCUCUCCGGAUCAAAAAUACGAAUUAUUACCAGCGCAUUCACCUCGCGUCGAGGACUUUGGAAGGUCAAUCAAAAAGCAAAAGGUCCAUUGGCGAGAGGUCAUGAAUCGAAAAGGAUGGCAGUACCUGCUGAUCUAA